AUGGGUAGUAGUAACUGUAUUGUCAAGUUAUUCGAUACCGAAGCAAAAAGAACGUUACAUGAAGUACCGACAGAUAAGUUAUAUCCAAGAAUAACAUCUCUAUGUUGUAGUCCAUUAGGGUCUUCGUUUGUCUGCUCAGCUACGAAACCAAAUAUAUUAAGUGCGGAACAAACCACAUUGUCAGAAUACCACAGUGCAUCAAACAUAAAAGCUGGCAAGCUGUGGUAUUGGGAUAUGAAGACGAUGAAGAUACUUCGUGAAGUUCCAAUAGAAUUACACACUGCUUGUAUAAACAGUACACAAUUUAAUCAUAAUGGGCAUUUACUGGUGACUGGUGGAUCCGAUGGAGCAGUACGAUUAUAUGACAUGCACAGGUAUGACUGUAUAAUGAGUUGGAAAGCUCACAAUGGGCCGGUUUAUUCCGUCCAAUUCAGUCCUGAUGAGAAUUCAGUGUAUAGUAUGGGUGCUGAUGGAAAGUUUAUUAAUUGGAGUAUCCAUGACACAGGAAGGAGAUUGCUUCGUGAUCUCUCUGUACAUGAUGGAGCAACAGGACCAUUUAUUGUGUCUGGUUAUAGCGGUUAUAGACAAGUACAUACACCAAAGGGAAAGUUGUUUGCAUUUGAUGUUGAAGGAUGCCAUGUGUUGACAUGCGCAUCAAAUGGAGGGGUCAUUUACAAGUUAUCAGACAUCGGAUUAUCAAGAACUUUGACAUUACUUGGACACCGUGCACCUGUUGUUAGUGUGGACUGGAGCUCUGCAAUGAAUUGUGGGAUGUGUUUAACUGGAUCCAUGGAUGGCCGAAUCCGAGUGACCACCAUAUUGUCUCAAUAAGCACAUUUGGCAUACUAAACGAGGCUUGAUUCCAUUGAGUGACCACCAUCUUAUACCAAUAAUCAGAGUUGGCAUAUGAAGGCUUGACUCCAUUGAGUGACCACCAUCUUGUCUCAAUGAUCACAGUUGGCAUAUUAAGCGAGGCUCGACUUCAUUUAGUCAUUACCAUAUUGUCUGAAUGAUCACAAUUGAAAAAUAAAAAAUGCUCUAUUGAGUGAA
Messenger RNA from Saccoglossus kowalevskii, 1050 nucleotides. Its product is annotated as WD repeat-containing protein 91-like. Gene Ontology annotation, molecular function: protein binding; phosphatidylinositol 3-kinase inhibitor activity. Gene Ontology annotation, biological process: early endosome to late endosome transport; negative regulation of phosphatidylinositol 3-kinase/protein kinase B signal transduction. Gene Ontology annotation, cellular component: late endosome membrane; early endosome membrane. Lineage: Eukaryota; Metazoa; Hemichordata; Enteropneusta; Harrimaniidae. The record is from RefSeq and is a predicted model, not a curated record.